UUCUGUUUGAUUGAUACCAUAUGGUAUUUCAUUUUUUUUUGAUUCGAUAAAAUAUCGUUCUAUCUAUUUAUCUAUCGUUAUUAUUAAAUCAAAACAACUACAAAAAUGUUUAUAUUGAAAAAAUUUCAGAAACAAAAUUCUGAUCCACAACAUCAACAACAAUUAUUGAAUAAAAAUGGCCAUCGACCUAUGGAUCAAUAUUUACAAAAAAAAUUUGCUCGUGGUAUUCAAUAUAAUAUGAAAAUUAUUAUACGUGGUGAUCGUAAUGUUGGUAAAACCUGUCUUUAUUAUCGUUUACAAGGUGAUAAAUUUCAUGAAGAAUAUGUUGCAAGUGAAGAGAUUAAAGUAGCUAGUAUACAAUGGAAUUAUAAUGCAACCGAUGAUGUUGUCAAAGUUGAAAUAUGGGAUGUUGUUGAUAAAGGAAAAAAACGUGAAAUUUUCAAUCAUCAACAAUCAUCAUCGACAGCAAAAGAUCAAAAUGUAUUAAAAAUGCACAAUAAUAAUCAAAGUAAUCAAAAUGAUACAAACAUUAAUGAUUCACCAGCAUUGGAUGCUGAAUUUGUUGAUGUUUAUAAAGGUACAAAUGGUGUUAUAUUUCUAUUCGAUAUGACUAAAUCAUGGACAUUCGAUUAUAUACAACGUGAAAUUCAUCAUUGUCCACGAAACAUUCCUAUAUUAAUAUUAGCUAAUCAUCGUGAUAUGGGACAUCAUCGUUCGAUAACUAGUGAUCAGGUUCAUGGUUUUAUUGAAUCAAUCAUACAGGAAGAUCAACAAUCUGGACGAACACGAACCGGACAGAUAAGAUAUUCCGAAUGUUCAAUGCGUAAUGGUUUUGGUUUAAGAUAUUUAUAUAAAUUUUUCAAUUUACCUUAUUUACAUCUUCAACGUGAAACAAUGCUCAAACAAUUGGAACGUAAUCAUUGUGAAAUGGAUGCCACUUGUCAAGAAUUAGAUACUAUGCUCGAUAAUGAUGAUUAUGAUAAUUUUCUGGAAAUGCUUACCAAUAAACGUCGAAUGAUGGCUGAUCAAUUAUCGGCAACUAAAACAAAGAUUGGUAGUGAUCCAACGAUUGGUAUGUUACCUAGUCGAAGUGUUUCAAUGCCUGCCAAUAUGUCAAAAAUGAUGGCGGCUAAUGGUGAUCAUUCUUGUUCACAAAAUCAUCAAAUCAAUAGCAAUGAACCAGUCAUUGUAAAACCAAUGCCUAGCAUUAUAAUCGGUGCAAAUAAUCCAUUACCGGCAAAAUUUCAGCAACAAUUUCAGAAAACGAAAACAAAUAAAAAUCCAACAACAAUUGCACAACAACAAAAUAAUUCGGUUUCGAUGAAAAAUUUAGAAGAUUUUAUACCCGAUGAUGGUGAACAGAAUAUUUUCCGAAAAUUUUUGGACGAACCAAAUCUACCUCAAUCAGAUUUACCACCCGUUAUUGAUGAAGAAGAUACCGAUGAUGAUGAUACUGCAACGGGAAACAAUCAUCAAAUUGUAGCCAAAUAUCAAGAAGAAUUAGAUCCUGAAGAUUUGAUUACAGCCGAAUCUAUUAAAAUUACGAAUAAAACGAUUGAAUCAACUGGACCUUUAGAUCCCGUGAAAAGUGUGGAAAACAGAAUCGAUUCUGUUCCCGAAGAUCAUCAUGUUGAUGAUGAUGAAAAGACAAAAGAAUCCGAAACAAUCGAAUCGAAUGAUGAAAAUCAACAACAACAAAAUCCUGUUCUGAAUAUCGAUGAAAUUGAAGAAUUAGAAAAUAUGUACAUUUCUAAACAUUCAUCGACGAAUCAGAAUGAUAAUCCACCAUCAUCAUCAUCGAUCACUAUCAAUGAAAAAUCUUCGGUCAAUGGUGGUGUAACAAAAAAGAAGAAGAAAUCCUCGAAAAUAUCUAAUAAACAAAAUGGUGAUAUUCAACAACCACAACAGGGUACGAAGAAAAAGAAAUCGACAAAAUUGAAAACAAAAAAUCAAUUAUCAUCAUCAACGGCAAAUGUUGAUGAUAAUCAAGAUGAUGAUGAUAAUGAACGAAAACAAUUGGAAGAAUUUCUUGGCACAACAUUAGAAACGACAACGGACAAAGCCGAUUCAUCACGUGAUUAUAAUUCUUAUCAAAUGUUUUGAAUUCUUUUUUUGUUUUUUUCUCUUAAAUAAUAAUGACAAAUAAAUUUAAAAGAAAUUAUUUUUCAAAAAAAA
Messenger RNA from Dermatophagoides pteronyssinus (European house dust mite), 2175 nucleotides. RefSeq lists its product as uncharacterized. The record is from RefSeq and is a predicted model, not a curated record. Gene Ontology annotation, molecular function: GTPase activity; GTP binding. Gene Ontology annotation, cellular component: nucleus; cytosol. Lineage: Eukaryota; Metazoa; Arthropoda; Arachnida; Sarcoptiformes; Pyroglyphidae.